Molecule: messenger RNA, 1574 nt
Organism: Paramacrobiotus metropolitanus
Lineage: Eukaryota; Metazoa; Tardigrada; Eutardigrada; Parachela; Macrobiotidae
Exons: 2
Coding region: 250-1083 (277 amino acids)
Source: RefSeq, a predicted model, not a curated record
GCAAGCUCACAGUUUCACUUCGCGAAAAUUUUCCACGGAACAAAGUCGAAGUCCCUCCACCAAAGAAGCUCUGCUGUAGCUGGUUUGAUCCUUGAAAAAAGUGUUUUUACUUCUUUAUCCAGACCUUCAUCGUCAAGAAAGCAUCUUUCAGGUGCGCGACCUCAAUUACAAGGCGUGUUCAUCUGCUUUAAUCGGAACACAAGAGCACUCGUAUUGAUUUGUGUGAUCAAGUGGGGGCUCUCAACAGCGAUGACAGAACUGAAUAUCGGACGCCAGGAAUGCGAAGGAUGCCAGAAACAUCUGGCAACGGUGAAACGCCUGUCGGAAGUCACGUACCAGCAGGCCAUAACCAUAAAAGACCAGCAGAACACUAUUAACCAACUGAUCGGCCAAAAAGGAGUGGGGACUGCCGCGGUGGCUGAGAGCAGUCCGGUGGUUGCGAAGACAUCGGGUGGACGACGAGCCCCCGCGAGUAACAGUAAUGGCAGUCUGGGAUCCAGGUACAAACCUGCUGCCCAUUCCCCCAAGCCGAAGAGCAAACGGCGGGCACCGCUGCCCGUUGCAGCGGAAGAGCCCAAAGUGGCUCGUGUGGCGAAGACGGAGAACAACAAUGACGAAGAAGAGGACACGGUGGAGGUGACCCGAAUUUGGAUCACCGGCACACCGAAUCCGCGCACCCGCUGUCCCCUGCCCGAGUGCGCUCACCGCGACUUCUCCGCCAAUGAUAUGUACCAUUUCCGGCGCCAUUUCACCCAGGUACACCGUCUGACGCAUCCCAAUCCCGAAUUCAUCCUGCAGUGUCCGGUGGAUAACUGCAUCGCGGAAUACGAGAAUUCCCUCAAGGAUAUUAAGGAGCAUAUGCGAAAAGAGCAUCCGGAGCUCUUCGAUAACGUCCAGAAGAACGUGAAGGUGUCCAAAUCCAAGAGCAAGAGUAAGAAGAAGAAGAGCCGCAAAGCGUCACCGGCGCGCGUCUCCGCGACCAGUCUGCCGCAGAAUGAGGAGGUGGAAGCGGAGGAGGACAACACCAUGGAGGAGCCGGAGGACGAACAGGAGGCGGAAACGGAGGAAAUGGAUGAAGAGUAGAAAUAUUAUUAUUGGGGAAUCUUUUUUUCUUUUUGUUGUAUGCACCUUUCAGGCUCGCACUGUUGAGUUUGUUGUUUAAUACGUUGCCGUUUGACUGAUGUUGGAGGAAACGCUCAGGAUUUCACGACUGCUUAGAUGACAAUUUUAAUCGUUUUCAUUUUAUGGUGAUUUUCCAGUUUUUACGACUGCUUCGCUGGAUGGAUGAAGGAAUGGCGGAAUUAAGGCUGAUCUUUGAGCUCUUUUACCAUUCCUCGGAUGACGCUUUUCCUCAGUUUUAUGGCUUCUGUUAUGUUAACUAACCUUUGCGUAAUUUGAAAAAAUAUAUGUACUUAUAUUAUCGUUAGCUGUUAGUGUGGCACCGUUCCGAUCCACGUCCAGAUUGCACGGAUUUUUGCACAUUAGUUUGCACAUUCCCGGCAUUGUUGCAGGUCACAAAGUUGAGAACUUAAUUAUAAGGUUUGUUUUAUCAUUGACUGCUGAAGUGAAAAAUU